GUGGUUCAAAAAGCGUGUAAAAAGGUCUCAUUACAGUGAAGUUGGUUAAGUUUUGAAUAUGUGGCGUGUGGUGUUGCUACAGUGCGUAAUGGUGGGCAGUUCGGUCCUGGCUUUAAGUCACAAUGGCAGUGAAACGAUAAGUGCCACGCCCACCUCCCAAUGGAGUCCCAGAAGUCUGGGCAGGAUCAUAGCCCGUUGUCUAGGAGGUUCGGAGCUCUGGGAUUGUCUGAACUCCGAGAGCGAGCGAUUGCUGGAUGCAGCCACUCAGGAUAACAGCACUUGGCAGAUCAGCGAUUAUCUCAGCAUUGAACCACAGCCCGGAUUACAAAAUCAGGAAAGGAGGCGAAUGGAUACUGGGUUGCCGGGAAAACUACUCGAGUUGGUUCAAGGAAGAGCUUUACGACUUCGGCUGCCAAGGCAGUUGACCAUCUCGAAUGCCAUCGACGAUUUUGGCAGCGAACUUGGUUUGGAUCAAGGUCGCAAAAAGAAGGACAAAGACAAGCACAUGGCGAUGAUGGGCGGCAUGAUAAUGGUGGCCACCCUGGCGCAAAUGUUCCUGGGCAAGGUCAUCCUCAUCGCCGGCUCGGCCUUUAUAAUGGCCAAGAUCGCCUUGGUCAUCUCGCUGCUGGGCAGUAUAAAAAAGGGAUCGAGUGGACACAGUGGUAGUAGUAGUGGUGGUGCCACCGAGCACGUGGUGGUGCACUCCAGCCACGAGAGCGGCUGGCACCGCAGCAUGCCCACCCACGACUACGCCUCCUCGCAGCUGGAGCAGGUGGAGGAGCCCCCGCUGGGCAGCCACGCGGAGUACUACCAGGCCUACCAAAUGGAACCGCUGAAACGUCGCCUGCAUCAGGCGGAAGUCGAUCCCCAACAGCCACGUCCAGAGGCCACCAAACCCACUAGGGGGUUCCUUUAAGCCUGUAUUGUGUUCGAACACUUGUAAAAUAAAUAAAGCCAAAAAACUAGGGGUUAUUUUAAACAUACUUGAUCACUGUUUUUAGCCUACAUAAAAGGCAUAUUUGUUUCAAAAAAUAAUUAAACUAUACCCAACUAACUGAGAAAUUCGUUGAACACUUUAUACCUAAUAUUGUGAUAUUAAAUAUGAAAUAUGUUUUUUUAUUUCAAUAUAUUAAAUAAUUGACACUAAAUAUAUCUUUUUAUUCUCUAUUGUAAGAACAUUUUUGUUC
Molecule: messenger RNA, 1187 nt
Organism: Drosophila ficusphila
Lineage: Eukaryota; Metazoa; Arthropoda; Insecta; Diptera; Drosophilidae
Gene: Osi10b
Exons: 3
Coding region: 59-916 (285 amino acids)
Source: RefSeq, a predicted model, not a curated record